Messenger RNA from Arabis nemorensis, 189 nucleotides. The record is from the annotation of a GenBank genome assembly. NCBI's taxonomy places the organism in Eukaryota, Viridiplantae, Streptophyta, Magnoliopsida, Brassicales, Brassicaceae.
AUGGGGAAGGUGCACGGUUCAUUGGCUCGUGCCGGUAAGGUGAGAGGUCAGACACCAAAAGUAGCUAAGCAGGACAAGAAGAAGAAGCCUCGUGGUCGUGCUCACAAGAGGAUGCAACACAAUCGCCGAUUCGUCACUGCCGUUGUUGGUUUUGGCAAGAAGAGAGGACCAAACUCCUCAGAGAAGUAG